GAGGUGCUGCAGGACCAGCUGUACCCUAUUACACCUGAUGAAGCAGGUGGGAGAAGCUAAGGGCCUGCUGCAUUUGCUCACUAAAAAGCUGCAGCAAAAGUUCAAGGAUGACCUCUCAGCCAGUCCCCAGCUGUUUAAUCCCAUGAGCCCUUAUGAUGUGGACCUUCCAAUUCAAGUAGCCGAAGAUGUGUCAUUUGGUUCUCAGUUUAAUCAGCCCAAAGAUCUUCCUGCAGACUUCUCCUCUGUGGACCUCAGCUUUCUUCCAGAUAUUACCCAAGAUAACAAAGAACAAAAUCCAUCUAAAGGUGGUCAUGAAAUGCAAGGAGGGCUCGAUGGAUCGGUACCAAGAAAUGAGGACAGUGGGAUCUUCAUGGAGGAAAGCAGCUCGUCGUACCCAGAUGCAACCCAGCCAAGCCCAGGAGAACCCGGUGUGUGUCCUCCCCUGACACCAAUGACUCCUAUGACCCCAGUGACACCUGCAUCAGAGAGCUCUGGCAUAGUUCCUCAGUUACAGAAUAUUGUGUCCACUGUAAACUUGGCUUGUAAGCUAGAUCUGAAGAACAUAGCUCUGCAUGCCAGAAAUGCGGAGUAUAACCCAAAGAGGUUUGCUGCUGUGAUCAUGAGGAUCAGGGAACCACGAACAACGGCCCUUAUCUUCAGCUCAGGAAAAAUGGUCUGCACAGGAGCAAAAAGUGAAGAGCAGUCACGGCUCGCAGCAAGGAAGUAUGCACGUGUGGUGCAGAAGCUGGGAUUCCCUGCCAAGUUUCUGGACUUCAAGAUCCAGAACAUGGUGGGGAGCUGUGACGUGAGGUUCCCCAUCCGACUGGAAGGGCUGGUUCUCACCCACCAGCAGUUCAGCAGCUAUGAACCCGAACUGUUUCCUGGCCUUAUUUAUAGGAUGGUCAAACCAAGGAUAGUGUUGCUUAUCUUUGUGUCGGGAAAAGUUGUUCUGACUGGAGCAAAAGAGCGUUCUGAAAUCUACGAGGCGUUUGAGAACAUCUAUCCCAUUCUUAGAGGUUUCAAGAAAGCAUCAUAACACAGCCUGUAAAGUAGAUUGGAAUAAUGUAUGGGGUUUGUAUUGCCUAGACAUGGAAGAGAAGCCAAGGCUAUUCCUGGACCCAAACAUAUAGAUGUGGAUGAUGAAAAUGAUGUUAUUGUGAAUGCUAUAAAUGCUGAUCCCUUCCUACAGUUUGUGAAAUGCUUUUUGCUUGCAGAUUUGCGGUCCCGUAAUUCACUUCAGUUCUGACAACUUCCGUCAGGCAGAGAAACUUACCAAACUAAUGCACUUUUAAUAGUAUGCAUAAUAAGGCUGCAUUUAGUUUGUAAUUGACGCCUUCUAUCUUUUCCCUGUUGAACAGGUGAAUUAAUGCUGCACUUCAAAUUAGCUUCCUCAAAAUCUUCAGCUUGAAGUACUGGUAACCCAGCUCCUGCAACGUUGUAUUUUCAU
Messenger RNA from Gallus gallus (chicken), 1447 nucleotides. RefSeq names its product TATA-box binding protein like 2 (gene TBPL2). The record is from RefSeq and is a predicted model, not a curated record. Bases 38 to 1036 code for a protein of 332 amino acids. The transcript has 7 exons. Lineage: Eukaryota; Metazoa; Chordata; Aves; Galliformes; Phasianidae. Gene Ontology annotation, biological process: DNA-templated transcription initiation. Gene Ontology annotation, molecular function: DNA binding; RNA polymerase II general transcription initiation factor activity.